ACGUUGGCGGUUCUUGACCUCAGCGCUGUCGUUGCCAAGACGCUCCUCCUCUACAUGAUAGUGAACCCCAACAGCCACUUCUACAACAGCAUUUGUGUCUUUGCGGCUUUCUUUACCAUCUGCAACACUACGUGUGCCGACCUGGUCCUCAUCGUGAUCGCCGUCGACAG
Messenger RNA from Candidula unifasciata, 170 nucleotides. Lineage: Eukaryota; Metazoa; Mollusca; Gastropoda; Stylommatophora; Geomitridae. The record is from the annotation of a GenBank genome assembly.